Molecule: messenger RNA, 1164 nt
Organism: Dendronephthya gigantea
Lineage: Eukaryota; Metazoa; Cnidaria; Anthozoa; Malacalcyonacea; Nephtheidae
Exons: 5
Coding region: 207-920 (237 amino acids)
Source: RefSeq, a predicted model, not a curated record
AAUCGGAGUUAGACGCGUCAAUGUAAGUUCAUUGACAUUGUAUGUAGUCAUCGACUUCCUGUUCAUGCAGCUGGUAUUUGACUAUCUUAUCAAUAAAUAAAGGAUUUUCUACAGCAGUUUCUCUUCGCAUUGAACAGUUCAAUUGACAAUUGGCUAUACCUUUUGCUACAAAUCUUAUUCAGUGAUAGUGUCUGUGUGUUUCAAAUAUGAUGAUGGGUAUGGUAUUCACCUAUGGCUAUGUAUUCUUUCUUGGAAUUUUGAGAUACUCAAACGGCAUAGUGGUAUGCACAGAUGCCGAAUACACGAUUAAUGCAAAGACGGUUGCUCCCACAAUCUCUUACCAAGAGGCAACAGCAAUUUGUAAAGCCGAUGGGAAAGUACUUUGCGGUUCUAAUGUCAUAUGCAAAGGUGGCAGACCGCACAAUGGAUUUCUUUCUGGUGAUCACUGGGUACCCGUAAUUGACAGUUAUAACGAAUGGAUACAGAUUGGAAAUUCCAUUCAUGUCCCAUGCGUCCUCCACAGUUCCCUAGGCUUUAAACCAUCCUGGGGGUUAAAAAACACUGCCCGAGGCUAUAAGGGGAACCUGUUCUGCUGCAAGAAAAAAGACGCUGGUAUUGUGAUAAAGGCAGUCUCGAAUAAGAUUUUGUAUCAGGAAGCCGCCAAAAGCUGCCAAACAGACGGAAAACAACUCUGCGCUUCCCACGACAUAUGUAAAGGCAGUACACCUUACGGCGGACCACUUUAUGGAGAUCAUUGGGUGCCUGUAAAAGACAGCUCAAACGAAUGGUUGCAAAUUGGUAACUCACCACAUAAACCAUGUACCCUACACUCUCAUCUUGGAUUUAAGCCUGGCUGGGGAAUUAGUUGGACCAGACGAAGUUAUGGUUUCAAAGGAUAUGUGAUGUGUUGCAAGACAUAAAAAGCUAAUGUAGCUUGUAUGCAUGGUUUAAUGGUUCAAUGGGUUUUUUUAUUCAAUAUACUCCAUGAUUUAUAAACAUUUACUGUAGCUUUACCUACAUUAUAGCUUGUAUCACUUGUAUGCAUUCAGAAAAAAUGUAGAGCCCAACGCAAAUAAAGAAGAUAGAAAGCAAAAUUGUGCGCUGUCAAAAAUCUUGAUCAGUAAAUCAAGGUCCACUUUUGCACGCCACGCGACUACAACAUCA